This is a messenger RNA of Lachancea mirantina, 1509 nucleotides long. Lineage: Eukaryota; Fungi; Ascomycota; Saccharomycetes; Saccharomycetales; Saccharomycetaceae. The record is from the annotation of a GenBank genome assembly.
AUGACGGGGACGUACGUGGAUUUAAAGACUGAAAAGUUCUUGCAAUGGCUUGAAGCGACUCCUGGGUUCAAAAUCAGUGAGAAAAUCUCACUUGUCAACUCAUCAGAAGGACAAUUUGGACGGUUUUUGAUUGCAAAAGAGCUAAUCAACAGGGGAGAAGUGCUUUUUGAAGUGCCUAGAGAUCGACUUUUCAAUGUUCUUAAUUGCAGUCUGAGCCAAGACGGCGCGAUCCGCGAGAAACUAGUUUCGAGUGUGGGUCACUGGGAAGGACUUGUACUGGCACUUUUGCACGAGAUAAAGUUGGUUGGACCCGAGAGUAAGUGGUGGGCUUACCUGCAAGUGUUGCCCGAGAGUGGUGGGAUGGAAACCUUGAUGUACUGGUCGGACGAAGAAUCAGGAAUGCUGCGUCCAUCAUCGAUCAUUGACAGAAUCGGUCGCCAUGAAGCACAGGAGAUGUACAAGAGGAUUAUGAGUUUAUCAAACGAGCUGGGACUGACGGAAUUUGAGUCUACGACCUGGGAUGAGUUUGUCGAUGCGGCCUCGGUGAUCAUGGCGUAUUCGUUUGACGUAGAAGUCAUUCAGGCGCAGAAACCUGUGAGGAAGAAGACGACCACGGGCAAUGAUGACUUUGAAGAUGAAGACGCCGAGGCAGGCACUGUGAAAACCGAUGGUUACUCCAAGUCGAUGGUGCCACUCGCAGACAUGUUGAACGCCGACACUCAUUUGUGCAAUGCGCAUUUGAUCCAUUCCAAGAAAUUCCUUAAAAUGAAAGCCAUCGCAGAUAUACCGGCUGGCGACCAGAUAUACAAUUUCUAUGGGGAGCACGCGAACGCGGAGCUGCUGCGUCGAUAUGGAUACGUUGAGUGGGGCGGCUCCAAAUACGAUACGGCUGAGAUACCCUUACGUGCUAUAGUCCAGGCCACCGCGGAAUACACUGGCGCAUCACUAGAUCUUGUCAGACGCAUACUCAACGUAUUGAACGAGAGUUCCAAGAUCGAAGAGUUUUUGGAGUCCGAGCCGUUAGUUUUAAAUGGCUAUGAUUGCGGAGUCGACGGUACAAUUUCUCCUGAAUGCAUUACAGUACUUCAGAUAUUGGUUGCUAUUUUGGCAUUGCCAGAUGUAAAUUCAUUUGACGAUGCCGUAUUGGAAAAUCGUCUUUUGAAAACAACCCAAAUCGGGUUGCAAUUAGUAAACGGAUCUCGGAUCACCGUGUCGGUCGUGCACUUGUGGAAACGUAUCGUAAAUCUUCAUCUAGAAGCAUACCCAAGUCAUGCUUUCAGAGAAGUGACCCCCGAUCAUUUCCAGCUGAAGGGGAAUGAGUUACGGCAACAAAUGGCGCAAUGCGUCUUGGAGAGCGAAAUACGAUGCUUGCAGAACUGUUUUUUGAGUAUCGAAAGGGACAUGAACCUUUUGAGAGAUUCAACCAUACUGAACAUGUUGCAGAAAAGAACCAUAGACGAUUCCAAUGGGUCAAAUCCCGAGCCACCCACGAAGAGAAUAAAAAAUUAA